Messenger RNA from Phytophthora infestans T30-4, 846 nucleotides. RefSeq lists its product as uncharacterized. The transcript is spliced from 4 exons. The coding region runs from base 1 to 846 and encodes 281 amino acids. The record is from RefSeq and is a predicted model, not a curated record. NCBI's taxonomy places the organism in Eukaryota, Oomycota, Peronosporomycetes, Peronosporales, Peronosporaceae.
AUGAAUUCGGACACUUACUUUAAGCUUCUCAAAAAGUCACAAGUCGUCGAACACUUGGUGCAGUUGAGCUCUCAUGUUGGCCAGAGUGAGCAACAAGUGCGGCGUCUUCAAAGUGAACAAGCAAGAGCUCAAUGUGUACAGGGUCGAGUGUUCUCGGAACUCGAGAGAUAUCGUCGUCAGGUGGUCGACGUGCAGAACCAAUUCUUAGGGCUAAUCGAAGCUCUUACAGCACUGUGUAUGCGAGAGGAAGAGCUGCACGGAGACACCACCGAGACAUCUGAUGACCUUAAGCAUCGUGAUGCUGUCAGCGCAGAAGACCAGACAUUACUGGACUUGCAGUGUGCUUCAUCACCAGCCCCAGAGUCGACCUCUCCAUCCUCAAGUUCCACGCUGGAGACACAAGCUCUGGCCACGGUAGGUCGUCAAAGAGUGCAGCAACUUGAAGCUAUUUGUGCACGGUACGAGAGACAACUGGUUGGCUCGGAGGCUGCACUCUCGCAAGCAAUCUACUCGGAUGCAGCACGAGAAAGCGCAGUCAAGAACGCACAAUUGGAGGCGAAGAACCAACAACACGAAGCUGACAAUCAGGCACUCCAAGCUCAGCUUGAGCUCGCACGCGGUCAGGUUGCACAUUUGCAAGAACAUCUCACACAGGUUCAUGAACGUCAGACAGCACUCGAACACGUGAAGCAGCAACUUGAACAAGAAUUUGCACGGCAUACAGCAGCAACUCAAAGGUUUGCUGCGGAUCUACAGACAGAACUACGCCGUCGCUACGGUGUUGUGCCGUCAGUUCUGGACAUGAAAUGGCAGCACUACUUCCCGCGAUUGAGCCGGCCAUUCUAA